GCUCUAAUAUAAUCGCCAAGUAUUUUAAUCACAAAACAAGUUUGUACGUGUACCACACAGCACAUGUAAUACAGUGACGGGAGAAAGUCACGAAUGAAAACAGCUGAGUUGUUCUGCUAGAGUCGUUGCCAUGGCGCCCAGUUUGAAAUGCCCAAAACAAUCGGCUGUCAUUUCAUUCAAUAGCCAAAAGCCAUCGUCGAAAGUGAUGAAAGAAUGGGAAGACAAUCAGUUCAAAAUGUUGUGGAUUCUUUCAGCGAUAGAAUAUUUCCAGGUUUGUCUGAUGUACCCCAAGAUUUCUCAUUCGUAUCGGGUCAAAGUGACAUAGUUUAUGAUGUCCAAUCAAGUUUGGUACUGCAAAUGUCACUAUACUUCAACUUGGUCUACUACCCAGUGUGGCUGGCGAUCAUCUUGGCAUCAUUUGUGGCAAAGCACCAAUGUUUUGGCUGGUUCUCGUAUCUCCUUCUUGGAAUUGGAGUCUCUGCCUGCUGUGUGACGGAAGCCACCAGGAUCUACUUGGGCAUGUCUGGCAACCUGAGCGAGCAAGUGGCAGAGCUGUCCACCUUCUGGUUCACCACACUCCUGGUCCAGCUGCCACUUGUGACAAUCAUCCUGAUCGUGGCACUCAGCCUGAGCCAGAUCCUGGAGAUUGUCGCCUUGUCCAUCUCCAGUCUGCUGAUGGCAGUCCAGCUGUGCGUCUCGUUCGCCACACUUCGUAACGUGGCCCGCCUUCGCCAAUUUUAGAAACCUUGAGCCAGGCGAGAGAGAAACUAUACCUCUACGUCUCUCUCUCUCUCAUUUUAAUUUCCACCUCGUGUCGACAGGUUUUUUCUUUCGUUAUAAAAGCGCAUCAGCCCAACACGGGUUCUGUGUGAGACGACGAAAAAGAAUCAGAUAGACAGAGAGAGAGAGAGACGAAAGGGAAAAUGAAAAAGAAAAAGAAAAGAGAGAGAACUCUUUUGGUAGUAUCUAUAUGCACGCGAACCGCUCGCUGGAAUUCUGUUGGGGUUUUUUCUUCUUUUUUCUGGCGAGUGACCAGCGACCUUGACAUGGCGGAAUGAAACACACACACACAGACUCCGACUACUACGACUACUACCACACUAAACUAUACUCAACAAAUAAGCAGCAGCAACCAAAGCCAAUAAGUGAAAGGAGGUCCGAUGAGUCAGAGAAUCUCACAGGAUCGCCACAGAAGAAGAAGAAAGAAGAACAUCCAAAUGGUGUUUGGACCAAAAACGAAGAUAGGGAGAGGGUGUGAAAAGAUAUCGUCUCAAGAGCUUGUUAUUUCCCUUUUUGUUUUCUGUUUUGUGUCGCACACAAAUAAAACAAUUCGACAGGUCAUCGGCAUCGCUACACUCGACGAGGUCACCACGAGUUUUGGGGGAAAUCUUUUUUCUCGGUUUUUUCGUCUUAUACAAGAAGAAGAAGAAUCUGAAGGACUCGGAGACUUAUACCAGCAGCAGCAGCAGCUCGAUGCCUCUGACCUGUUGAUGUAUACCUUGACCUGCUUUUCUCCCCUUCUGUCGUAUAUAACCAUUUCUUUUCUUCUUCUUCUUCUUUUGUCGCCCCUUUUAAUUCGUUUAAUCAUCACGAUUAGCAAUUCCAAAACAUUAUUUAGAUCUACAGGUAUAUACUGAACUGUAUAAUUGAUUGAUGGAUCAGGCCGGAGCACAGACACUCACCUGGGAAAUUCCCCAAUUUAAUACAAACAAAAUUGCGAAAAUUGAUUUAUUUUUGUCAUUGAUUGAGUAAUACAUUUUUUUUUAAGGGGGUGAUCACCUUGCUGGGCGAUUUGACGGCCGGCCGGCCAAUGAACUUGGUGUCCGCGAGGUCGUGACUUUUUUUCGAAAUUUCCCACGGGGGGUUUUUGAUAUUUCUAAUUCUUUCACAUGUAGGAAAUUCCAGUCCAAACGAUGACUGUGUGUGCAUGCUGCACACUAUCAGUAUUCCCCUUUCCCAUUCACCUUGUCGGACGUUAAUCCACUUGCGAAAUUAACAAGUCAUUAAAUUAGGAGGGAGUGGGAGGAACAUGGGAAAAAAGAAAAGAAAAAUAAAAAGGUCGUCGAGGUGGGCGGAAACGUGACGUGUUCCAACACGUCAUUUUGGACCCAAAUCUUUUCGUCAAUUUACCUGAAAA
This is a messenger RNA of Daphnia pulicaria, 2137 nucleotides long. Its product is annotated as transmembrane protein 17B-like. Bases 214 to 741 code for a protein of 175 amino acids. Gene Ontology annotation, cellular component: ciliary transition zone. The record is from RefSeq and is a predicted model, not a curated record. The transcript has 3 exons. Gene Ontology annotation, biological process: non-motile cilium assembly. Lineage: Eukaryota; Metazoa; Arthropoda; Branchiopoda; Diplostraca; Daphniidae.